AUGGAUAGCAGACUUUCUAAGCUCGAAGCGCAGGCAUCAACAGCCGAGAAAGCGGUGCUUUCCCAGGCCAACGACAAGGCUGCGUUGGAAGCCACGAUCAAGAGCGCGGAGCUGUACUUCCAGGCUCUCCGUCUUGCUGACAAUCCCAAAGACAAGAAGAGACUUGACGCUAAAGUCAAUGGGCUUCUUGUACAGGCUGAGCGCCUUAAGCAAGGUCAAGAUGCGCGCCCUGCCGUGACCCAAACACCGCGCAAGCAGAAUCUCCAAGAACCCGUCUCGACACGGAAGCUGACCACGAGGGAGAACAUCAUCCUUCUGGAGGGCGGCAAACUGAACGGGUGCAAGUUCAAGCCAUGGACUGGUCCACCAGCCACUGAUGAAUUCGUCCACCGUGAGGGUGAAGCGCUUUUCACCGAUUCAUGUACUCUUCCUCUGUCUGCCACUCAGCUGGAGUCAUUUGAUGGUUGGAAGCGACCACAUCAAGCCCUCCCAUCUGUCUACAGCCAUGAAGGCAACCAGGAGGCUUCUGAGGAGGCCGCGGUCAUGCACCUGCCGGUGGCUAUGGACCUUGUACAGGACAUGACUUCGGACUGUUCAGUUGUUGCAAGUCUCUGUGCCUUGACUUCACGAACGGAACGUGGCUUCCCCAAGGUUCUUCGUACACUGAUGCAUCCCUCUGACGAUGCCACGGAUAAGUUGAUCAUCUCACCGAAUGGAAAGUACAUUUUCAGACUAUAUUUCAAUGGCUGCUGGCGAAGAGUGGAGAUCGACGACUAUCUACCUUCAUCCAGAACCAGCCGAGUACUACAUGUCAUUGACCGACGCCAUCCGCGGCUACUAUGGCCAGCCUUGGUGGAAAAGGCGUACUUGAAGGUUCGGGGUGGUUACGACUUCCCAGGAAGCAAUUCAGGCACCGAUCUAGCAGUUCUCACGGGCUGGAUACCACAGCAAGUCUUCCUGCAUGACCACGACGUGGAGCCAGAUUGCUUGUGGGACGAAGUUGUCAAGCAUUUCAACGAGGGUAAUUUGUUGGUGACCAUCGGAACGGGCAAAUUGCCUCGGCGCGAACAGCGACAACUCGGCCUCGCGGCAGAGCAUGACUACGCUGUGUUGGAUAUCACUGUCAACGGCGGUACGAGGGAACUGCUAAUCAAGAACCCUUGGGCUGAUGGGGAUGUUUGGAAGGGCGCGGCUCGACGGCGGCCAAACGCGAUCGGGGGACCGGAAGUACAAGAGGUAGACGAAGACAAUGCCAUGAUGCCUGGCACAUUCUGGAUGGAUUUCAACAGCGUCUUCCAAUACUUUGAGAAUAUGUACCUCAACUGGAGCCCGGGUUUAUUUUCACACAGACAAGACCUCCACUUUUCGUGGACACAGGACAGCCCGCCUCCGGUCAGCCACCUGAUCGUCGAUAACCCCCAGUUCGCGGUUACUGCUUCGAAGACGGGCGAGAUUUGGUUGCUGCUCCAUCGGCACUUCCGCACGGGUGACUACUCUGAAGCAACGGUUGGCCAGAAUGGUUACAUUAGCCUCUACCUCUACACCCGGGAUGGCAAGAGAAUCCUCUCGAGCGAGGGCGCCAAAAUACGUGGACCGUUCGUGGACUCUCCCAACACGCUCUUGAGGCUCCAGGCCAGUGCGGGAGCAAUCUACACUGCAGUUGUGGUGUCUCAGGAUCUACCCCGGGGGAAGCUUAAUUUCUCCAUCUCGGCACUCGCUGGGAGCCCCGUCACAUUGUCAGAGGCCCAAAAUGAAUAUCCUCAAAAGUACGCGCUUCCUUCAGCCUGGACAAGAACGAACGCCGGAGGAAACUCGGACUCGCCAAACUAUUUUUCCAACCCGCAGUAUCAACUCACCUUGGACGCCCCUCAGAAGGUCGCGCUAGUGUUACGCGUUGCCCAGCCAGCGACAGCGGGCGACCCGAUGGCUGCAGCCAGUCCAUCAGCUGACAUCAGUGUCAAGAUACUGACGGUCUUCAGCAACGGUUCAAGGAUUACCCGGCUGCGACCCCGUGACGUCCUAGCGCAUUCAGGUGAUUAUCGAAGAGGGAGCGCAAUCAUAGAGACCGAGUUAGGACCGGGAACGUACACGGUCAUAUGCUCAACCUUUGAGAGUAAUCAGUACGCCGAGUUCUGCCUGGACCUACACUACUCGUUCUCUGCAAAACCACAACCUCUCCUCCAGUUACCAGCAGAGCAUGCCGGACGGUUACACAUUCAGUCGGCGCCGGCAAUCUUCAGCAAUGGCACAAAUCGGCUGCUUGCACCUCUUACGGCGCGACGGAUGAGCCGAGCAACACUCAUCGCUCGACACGACGCCCAGGGCUCUAACCAUGCGGACAAAGCGCAGUCCUCGCUUUUCAGAGCGACUCUCGAACAAGGCCAGGGACCAUACAAGUCCAUCAUUGCCAGCAGCGAAGUCGAUGACUCGUCGUUCAGCAGUUUGUCCUCCGUGAUAAGAAUGGACGAUGUGGACUUGCGACCUGACAUGUGUGGGCCGGCAACUGGAGGUCUGUGGCUUGUCCUGGAACGACUUGCUCCCCAAGAGGGAGAAGAGCAAGGAAAUGUAGGUAUACGUGGCAGGGAAGAGGUGUUGAAGGUCGACAUGUAUGCUGAUGAGAGGGUUGAAUUGGGCGCUUGGGGACGAGGAGAUGGCUGA
Cladophialophora yegresii CBS 114405 is the source of this 2658-nucleotide messenger RNA. RefSeq lists its product as uncharacterized. The transcript is spliced from 2 exons. Gene Ontology annotation, biological process: proteolysis. The record is from RefSeq and is a predicted model, not a curated record. Gene Ontology annotation, molecular function: calcium-dependent cysteine-type endopeptidase activity. Bases 1 to 2658 code for a protein of 885 amino acids. NCBI's taxonomy places the organism in Eukaryota, Fungi, Ascomycota, Eurotiomycetes, Chaetothyriales, Herpotrichiellaceae.